AUGGGGAUCAACGGCGAGGAGUGGGAGGAGACGAUAGUGGGCGGCGGCGUUCGGAGGCGGAAGGGUGGUGCCGAGGCUGCCGGCUUGGGCGCAUCCUCCUCCUUUGCGGAGGGGAUGGGGGAAUUCGUGCUGAGGUCCAUGGACGCCAGGUUCUCCGGAUCGGUCGACGACGAUGAGUUAUUUGUCUCGUCGCGGCAGCCAGCAUUUGGGCAUAGUAAAUCAUCAACUGCUACUUCUGGUAUCUUUAAAGGGCAAGAAAACGUUUUUGUAAGGUCAUACUCUGAUAGGUUGCUGAAGUGUGACCUCACUUUGGAUAUGCUAUCAGAAAAUGAGAAGAUAAAGAUAACCGAAAGGUUAGUAAAGAUCCAGAAUGAUGGUACAGUGGAGGUAGAUGUGACGCGCAGUGCUCUUGUUGCCUCAGAACUCUCGGAGAUUGAUGCUUUUGGUUAUGUACCACGUGAUAUUGAAAAAGUUACACCUGGAAUCACCAAGUCAGUCCCAAAGCUGAAGAUUGCUAUACUUGUAGUUGGAACCCGAGGGGAUGUACAGCCUUUUAUAGCAUUAGCUAAACGACUGCAGGAAUUCGGUCAUUAUGUUAGAUUGGCAACUCAUGCCAAUUUCCGUACUUUUGUGAAGUCAGCUGGCAUUGAUUUUUACCCAUUGGGUGGUGAUCCUCGGGUUAUGGCUCAGUAUAUGACAAAAAACAAAGGGUUUUUCCUGGCUGCACCAGCAGAGAUUGCCGUUCAAAGAAAGCAGCUUAAGGAAAUCAUCUUCUCACUUCUACCUGCAUGCACAGAACCUGAUUUGGAUACUGGAACUCCUUUCAGAGCUCAGGCAAUAAUUGCGAACCCUCCUGCUUAUGGUCAUAUGCAUAUCGCAGAAGCUCUUGGAGCACCUCUGCAUAUCUUCUUCACUUUUCCAUGGACGCCAACUAAUGAAUUCCCACAUCCAUUGGCACGAAUGCCUCAAAGUGCAACUUAUAGGCUAUCAUAUCUUAUUCUGGAUUUAAUAGUUUGGUGGGGCUCCAGGGGAUUCAUAAAUGAUUUCAGGAAGAAAUUAAAUUUGCCCCCUGUUGCUUACUUCAGCACAUACCAUGGAUCUAUAUCACACUUACCUACUGGAUACAUGUGGAGCCCUCAACUUAUGCCAAAGCCAAAAGAUUGGGGUCCUCUAGUGGAUGUUGUGGGAUAUUGCUUCUUAAAUCUUGGAACAAAGUAUCAAUCACCACCAGAACUAUCACAGUGGCUUCAACAGGGGCCCAAGCCAAUAUACAUUGGUUUUGGUAGCAUGCCUCUUGAUGAUGAGAAGAAAGUCACUGCUAUCAUUUUGGAUGCACUUAGAGAAACCGGACAGAGGGGAAUCGUUAGCCGUGGUUGGGGAGCUCUUGGAAAUUUUUCAGAAGUUCCAGUUGAUGUCUUCAUCUUGGAGGAUUGCCCUCACGAUUGGCUCUUCCCUCAGUGUGCUGCAGUGGUGCAUCAUGGUGGAGCAGGUACUACAGCAGCAGGGCUGAUAGCUGGGUGUCCUACUACCGUAGUGCCAUUUUUUGGAGACCAGUUCUUCUGGGGCGAGAGAGUUCAUGCACGAGGAGUGGGUCCUGCACCUAUACCUAUUGCAGAACUUACUGUAGAGGCACUAUCAAAUGCAAUAAGAUUCAUGCUUGAUCCAGAGGUAAAAUCACGAACAAUGGAACUGGCGAUAGCAAUAGGCAAUGAGGAUGGUGUGGCAGCAGCUGUAGAUGCAUUUCACCGUCACCUGCCUUCAGAAUUGCCACUGUCGCCACCCGCACAUGUGGAGGAAGAACGCAUAGACUUCUUCCAAUGGUUUUCUCGAGCCCUGGAGAAAUGUUGUUUCCCAUUCAAUUUGUAG
Miscanthus lutarioriparius is the source of this 1866-nucleotide messenger RNA. Lineage: Eukaryota; Viridiplantae; Streptophyta; Magnoliopsida; Poales; Poaceae. The record is from the annotation of a GenBank genome assembly.